UUCCUGUGUCCUCCCCGCGCCGGCGCUGAGGCGGCGGCGGUGGCGGGAUCCGCUGCUCCCCGCCUCGCGCGCCAGGCCCAGCGCAGCGCCCCGGCCCCAGGGCAGCAUGGGCGGCGCCCGGGACGUGGGCUGGGUGGCGGCGGGCCUGGUCCUCGGGGCCGGUGCCUGCUACUACAUUUACAAGCUGGCGCGGGGCCGGCGGCGAGGCGCCCGCGGGCUUCGGCUGCGCCCCUCGCGCUCGGCAGAAGACUUAAUCAAUGGUUCAUACGAUGAUGUCCUAAAUGUUGACCAGCUCCAGAAACUCCUCUACCUGCUUGAGUCAACUGAUGAUCCUGUAAUUAUUGAAAAAGCUUUGGUCACUCUGGGUAACAAUGCAGCCUUUUCAGCUAACCAAGUCAUUAUACGUGAAUUGGGUGGUAUUCCAAUCAUUGGAAGCAAAAUCAACAAUCCCAACCACAGCAUUAAAGAGAAAGCUUUAAAUGCGUUGAAUAACCUGAGUGUGAAUGUUGAAAAUCAAGUCAAGAUAAAGGUAUACGUCAAUCAAGUCUGUAAGGAUGUCCUCUCUGGUCCCCUGGACUCUGCCGUGCAGCUGGCUGGGCUGAGACUAUUAACAAACAUGACCGUGACCAACGACCACCAGCACAUGCUUACUGAUUACGUCACAGACCUGUUCCACGUGUUGCUUACGGGGGAUGGAAGCACCAAGGUUCAAGUUUUGAAACUGCUUGUGAAUUUGUCUGAAAAUCCAGCCAUGACAGAGGUACUACUUGGUGCCCAAGUGGAUUCCUCAUUCCUUUCCCUUUAUGACGGCCACGUGGCAAAGGAGAUUCUUCUUCGAGUCCUGACGCUAUCUCAGAAUAUAAACAACUGCCUCGAAAAAGGUUCUUUAGCUGUUCAGCCUACUUUCCCUAAAGGUUCCCUGUUCUUCCUGUUAUAUGGAGAAGAGUGUGCCCAGAAAAUGAGGGCCUUAGCCAAACACCAUGAUGCAGACGUGAAGGAAAAGGUAACAGUCAUACCCAGGUUCUGACUAGUUUUCAUCUGCCAGCUGCAGAAUCUUAAACAGUAAAUACCACAUUUCAUUAUUAACCCAGCUAGAACCUGCCAUGGUCUUGUGGCUUAUUUUGAGCCAGUUUUGAACCAUUUGAUUGAUACCAAAUGAACUGAAGAGCUUUUUCUAACACCCUUUUCUUUUCAUUUUGCUGUUUGCCAAGAUUACUUCAAUUAUUUCCUUAAUGUGACGCGACAGUUGCCUUAUUUACAUGUCAGCUAACCUUGCGUCCUUGGAAGUGCUGUGCUGUCACCUGCCUUCAUGUGUGACUGGGUGGUUGCUGCAGGGCCGCAGGCCAGCCCAGCCAUACUGCUUCCAAAAGUCUCUUCUCAUCAUGAGAGUUUAUUCUGAGUCCAUGUGUCUCCUCGCCCUCACCACUCCCUUUCCGUAGGCCAGCCUCUGAAGAUGCAGCGUGUGACUCCGUCCAUAGGCAACUGGUUAAAUCAGUUCUCUCAUCUUAAAUAAGGAGUCUGAAUGUGCUCAUGUGGAAAGGCAUCCAGGAAAUGGCUGGGUUUUUUUUUAAAUGAAAACUAUUUAUGCUUAUAUCCAGAGAGAUUGAUUUCUGGGAGUGGGAUGAAGGAAGGAGCUUUCCUAUGUACACCUUCUACCAUUUGAAUUUUUUAACUGUCAGCAUGAAUUUUAUAAUUUUUUAAAUAAAAAAGAAAAAACAAG
Messenger RNA from Nyctereutes procyonoides (raccoon dog), 1720 nucleotides. It is a transcript of the gene ARMC10, whose product is annotated as armadillo repeat containing 10. Gene Ontology annotation, biological process: negative regulation of intrinsic apoptotic signaling pathway by p53 class mediator. Gene Ontology annotation, cellular component: mitochondrion. Bases 107 to 1027 code for a protein of 306 amino acids. The record is from RefSeq and is a predicted model, not a curated record. NCBI's taxonomy places the organism in Eukaryota, Metazoa, Chordata, Mammalia, Carnivora, Canidae. The transcript has 6 exons.